This is a messenger RNA of Tachysurus vachellii, 1622 nucleotides long. RefSeq names its product MDM4 regulator of p53 (gene mdm4). Gene Ontology annotation, biological process: regulation of cell cycle; protein ubiquitination; negative regulation of apoptotic process. Gene Ontology annotation, molecular function: ubiquitin-protein transferase activity. NCBI's taxonomy places the organism in Eukaryota, Metazoa, Chordata, Actinopteri, Siluriformes, Bagridae. The record is from RefSeq and is a predicted model, not a curated record. The transcript is spliced from 11 exons. Gene Ontology annotation, cellular component: nucleus. Bases 175 to 1602 code for a protein of 475 amino acids.
AUCGACUCUCACCAUGUCUCCAACACGCACCACGUCAAUAGUAGGCGGCUAAAACUUCCCCAGCUUGUUAGCUUGAGGUAGCAUACAACAACAGUAUUGUCCUGCUUAUUAGAAACGCGGACCUGCUUUGAAAAGGGCCAACAAUGUAAUCGUUUAAUUAUUUUAAGCUUGCUAAUGAUGAACUCCAUGUCAUCGGCCUUGCAUUCGGCUUCAAGCCCAGCAUGCAGAGCUCUACCCGGGGAAGGAAGUCAGGUCCAGCCCAAGGCUCCACUGCUGCAGAUUCUUCGGGUAGCUGGAGCUCAGGAGGAGAUUUUCACUCUGAAGGAGGUAAUGCACUACCUUGGCCAGUACAUCAUUGUGAAGGAAUUAUAUGACAAACAGAGGCAACACAUUGUCCAUUGUCAAGAUGAUCCCCUUGGGGAGCUGCUGGAAGUGGAAAGCUUUUCUGUCAAAAGCCCCAGCCCUGUCUAUGAGAUGCUGAAGAGGAACUUGCUCAUUUUAAAUGGCUCGGACGCGGCAAAGAAUGUUUCAGUCGGCAAGGAUUCUAUGUCUCCAUGUGAAGAUCCCGGGCAGGUGUCCAGCAAGAUGUGUAGCUCUGGAACAUCCUGCAGUGAUGCCAGUACCUGUGCCAUGCAGAAUUCGUCUCAACGAAGACCGCGGGAUGAAGAGGACGACUCUUUAGAUGGGAUGCCAAGGUCAGCCUGUAAGCGGCCAAAGCUGGAUGUGAGUCUUGAAGAAUGGGACCUGUCCGGCCUGCCUUGGUGGUUUCUGGGUAAUCUGCGCAGUAAUUACACACGCAGGAGCAAUGGAUCCACAGAUAUCCACACAAAUCAACUUCUUUGUAAACAGGAGGAGGACACUGCUGUUGUGUCAGACACCACGGAUGACCUGUGGUUUCUGAAUGAGGCAGAGAGCGAGCAGGUUAGUGUGGAAAUGAAGGAAGCAGCACUUGAACAAGGCAGUGACUCAGAGUCUCCUCAGGAGGAAGAGGAGCAAGGGAGGGGCAGUAAAGAGGACAAGGAGAUGCAGGAGGAGCUAGAUGAUGACUCGCAGUGUCUCAGUGAUGAUACAGACACCGAGAUCUCCACUCAGGAUGCCUGGCAGUGCUCAGAGUGCCGCAAGUUUAACUCUGCCACACAGCGCUACUGCAUGCGUUGCUGGGCACUCCGCAAGGACUGGUACAAGGACUGCACUCGACUAGCACACUCUGUUUCUGUCCCGGAACUCCCAGAUCCCAAAGACGAAAACGAGGAUGAGGAUGAUGGCAUCGACGUGCCUGACUGCCCAAGAACCGUUUCAGACCCUGUCAUCCUGCCCUCACAUUGGGUAUCCCGUGAUUUACCUGCCUCGCCCGUGUCCGCUAAGGGCAAAGCCCCACGACGGGUCCUCCAGUGUUCCCAGGAGAGCCAAGAAGGGCGUGAAGUCAUGCUGGAACCCUGCAGGCUGUGCCGUGUCCGCCCACGUGACGGCAACAUCAUUCACGGGCACACGGCGCACAUGCUCACCUGCUUUCCCUGUGCACGCAAGCUACACAAGUGCCACGCCCCUUGCCCUGGCUGUGGCCAGAUCAUCCAGAAAGUCAUCAAGACGUUUGUAGCCUGACAGCUUAAGAAAUGGUUUGU